Messenger RNA from Triticum dicoccoides, 594 nucleotides. RefSeq names its product NAC transcription factor NAM-1-like. Gene Ontology annotation, molecular function: DNA binding. The transcript has a single exon. The record is from RefSeq and is a predicted model, not a curated record. Gene Ontology annotation, biological process: regulation of DNA-templated transcription. Lineage: Eukaryota; Viridiplantae; Streptophyta; Magnoliopsida; Poales; Poaceae. Bases 1 to 594 code for a protein of 197 amino acids.
AUGGCGAACCCUAAUCUGACAGCCGGGUACGUGUUUCAACCCACCGGCCUUGAGCUCAUCGACCACUACCUCGUCCCCAGGGCGGGGCUGGGCGGCGACAUCUUCCCCGGCUUCAUCAACAAGGGCGUGGACGUCUUGUCCUUGCCCCCGCGUGAGCUCCCCUUCCGGGAAAACCACAUAAGAGAUUAUGGCGAGGUAUGGGGUUUCUUCUUCGCGGCAAAGCUCGCCGGCGAGACGUGCCCGACGCCGGGCGCGGGCGGGUGCUGGGUGCAAUACGGCACGGAGAAGCCGUACUACGGCAGCGAGGGCGGCCGAGAGGCAGUGGCGUUCCGGCGCAGGUUUGCAUACCGCUACACGUGGAAGGGCGGGGCGGUAUGGUCGCCGACGCGCUGGCUGAUGAAGGAGUACCGGCUCAACAGGGACGCGGCCGCCUUCCGCCGCGCGCACCCGGACCCCGAGGCGCGGGACGUCGUCUUCGUGGUCCACAAGGUCUACCGGAAGCCGGUGCUCCCCCCGCCUACCGACAGCAGCUCCAGCGACAGCGAGGAGGAGGACUUCGAGCGCUCCAUGGUGUUGAAGAGGAAGCGGUCGUAG